Molecule: messenger RNA, 1671 nt
Organism: Myxocyprinus asiaticus (Chinese sucker)
Lineage: Eukaryota; Metazoa; Chordata; Actinopteri; Cypriniformes; Catostomidae
Product: claudin-8-like
Exons: 1
Coding region: 95-979 (294 amino acids)
Biological process (GO): bicellular tight junction assembly; cell adhesion
Cellular component (GO): bicellular tight junction; plasma membrane
Molecular function (GO): structural molecule activity
Source: RefSeq, a predicted model, not a curated record
CCGGUCUUAUUUGAGAAACACCAUCCGUGAAGGAUACAUCAACAGAGAGAGAGCUGUCUGAUUCGUCUUCAGUUCCUCCUGGCAUUGCAAGAUCAUGUCGUACACGGCCGGGUCUUAUGUGGACAAGUCCUACGUGGGCAAACCCUACAGUGGCAGCGCCUACACCGGUUACACGGAUGAGAAGGCGAAAAAGGAGGCGUAUGAGGAACAACUCAAGAUUGAGAAGAGAAAACGACGGGAAUCUAUCUACUGUGAGGUCAUAGCAUUGGUCAUCGGAUUUAUCGGACUGAUUGGCGUUGCUGCCGUCACGGGUCUCCCGAUGUGGAAGGUGACAGCCUUUAUUCAGGAGAACAUCAUUGUCAUGGAGACACGUUGGGAGGGCUUGUGGAUGAACUGCUACCGGCAAGCCAAUAUCCGUAUGCAGUGUAAAGUGUAUGAUUCUUUGCUAUUUCUUCCAGCUGACCUCCAGGCCGCCAGGGGUCUGAUGUGUGCCUCCGUGGCGCUCACCACCUUCGCCUGCAUCAUGUCAGCCGUCGGAAUGCGCUGCACGCGACUCAUAGACUCCCGUCCUAGGACCAAACACAUUGUUUUGGUCAGCGGAGGGUGUUUGUACCUGGCUGGCUGCAUAACCACACUCAUUCCCGUCUCCUGGACGGGUCAUGUGAUCAUUCAGGACUUCUACAACCCGCUGUUGAUUGACGCCCAGCGCAGAGAGCUUGGAGAGGCGCUUUACAUCGGAUGGGUCACUUCGGCUGUUCUCUUCAGUGCUGGAGUGAUUCUGCUUUGUCGACACGCUCCACGGACCCAGGACAAGGAGGACAUGGCAUCAGUGCUGUAUCGGGCCGGAUCAGCCCCGUAUAACUACUCGUACAGGCCCGGAUACGGAUACCAGCCCGCUUACACUUACCAGCCUGCAUACAGCUAUCAGCCAGCGUAUUCUCCAGCACCACCUGCGGUCUAUAACCCACCACGAUACUGAGACAGACAGUGAGCGAGUACUGUGUUUUACCAUUAAAAAUCUCCAAAAGAGACUUCUAAAAGAGACUGAAAUGGAUUAUUCAAUCGAAAGGAUUAUUUGGUGUCAGCAAUAAAAAGGAAGAUGGCCAGAUGGCUCUCGUUAGUAAGGGGUAGUAAAUUCUGUGAUUUACACAUCCACAUGGAGAUGUUAGGCAGAAUUUUAGCCUCAGUCACCAUUCACUUUCACUGCAUCUUUUUUCCAUACAGAGAAAGUGAAUGGUAACUGAGGCUAAAAAGUUGCCAGAUUUUUGGGUGAAAUGUCCCUUUAAGUACUGUUCAUUAUCUGUGAGACUGUAAAUAUACAGUAUGUGAGUGCUAAAUUUGCUUUUCUUGAUUAUGAAUGCAUUUCCUUGAGAUUCAAUUUUGUCUUGUAUAAAAGACUGCUCACAAUUUACAUUUGCACAAAAACAAGGGGUAAUAUCAGCUAAAAUGGAAGUGUCUUAAGGAAACAGCAACUUAAAAAAAUAAAUAAAAAAGUGGAAUAUUUCCACAUAGCAUUUAACUGUUAUCAGUGAUUUAAGAACACGUUUGGAUAUGUGACGUAAUUGUGUAUAUUUUCUUGUGUUUUUUUAUUAUUAUUUGUCAAUUUGUAAGCACUGGUCUAAACAUAUGUAGAAAAAAAUAUGUAAAAAAUAAUAAAAAUGUAUGUUUAAG